Lytechinus pictus (painted urchin) is the source of this 2085-nucleotide messenger RNA. RefSeq names its product general transcription factor IIH subunit 3-like. The coding region runs from base 643 to 1578 and encodes 311 amino acids. NCBI's taxonomy places the organism in Eukaryota, Metazoa, Echinodermata, Echinoidea, Temnopleuroida, Toxopneustidae. Gene Ontology annotation, biological process: regulation of DNA-templated transcription; nucleotide-excision repair. Gene Ontology annotation, cellular component: transcription factor TFIIH core complex; transcription factor TFIIH holo complex. The transcript has 12 exons. The record is from RefSeq and is a predicted model, not a curated record.
GUAAAUGAUUAGUCUAGUCCACCACUCACUCCAGCAAGCGCCACCUCGCCUGUCAAGCCCCUCCAAUUAACAAGGCAACAGCUGCAGCACGGUCACGGCGCACAGUGGGCCAGAAGGAGUUGAAAGUGCGCCAAAAUUAUAUUCCGUGUUAUAUUUUUACUUUAACAUGUUGAUUUAGGGUAAUUUUGGGCGUAGAAUCGACUGAACAUAAUUUAAAUCCGAUAUGACGUCACUUUGAUACCAAACUUUGAUUGGCUACUUAAAACCUAUCUGUGAAAAGACAAAUUACGCUAAACAAUGUGUACUACUACUAGGCCUAGGCCUAUAAUAUAUAAACUUUUGUGUUAUGUGUAACUUUAAGAUUGACCAGAGUGAAUGUCGGUUUAUGCUUCUCACUUGCCAAAAAAGUGUGUAUGAGAUCCUGAAAAUAAUUUUAUGGCAUCAAAAUGAUCAUUAGAUUAAAAAAAUACUUGAAAAUAUGAAAAAUAUGAACCGUGCUUUAUCAAGCGGGUAGACUUGGGUAAAACGCAGAGUAUAUACACCACGAAUGUUUUACUAUGAGGCGGUUUUUGGGUGAAAUUAUUCUACAAGUAACUUUUAUCUCUGGAAGAGAGGCGGGUGGUCUGUUUUACCAGUUAAAAGAUGUCUUCUACAGACGAGGAAGAUGUGGGAAAUCUGGUUGUCAUAGUGAUUGAUGUCAAUCCAGUUUGGUGGGGGAAAAGGAGCCAUCAUAAACAACAGAAAGAUGUUUUAGCAAUAAGCCAGUGCAUGGAUUCUGUGAUGGUGUUUGUCAAUUCACAUCUUAUGAUGGAUAGACGCAACAAAGUAGCCCUCAUUGCAAGUCACACUAAUGAAAGCCGGUUCUUGUACCCAAAGAAGACAAGUGAUUUGCUGGACGAUGUUGAUGAUCAGAGAGAGCAAGAUGAGAUGAAUUCUGAUGGAAAAUAUGAAGUCUUUGCUUCUAUCAAUGAUGCAGUCAUGGAGGAACUUAAGAACUUGGUAGAUGAAAACCCAAUGGUAUCACAUACUGAUACCCUUCUGGCUGGCUCUUUGGCAAUGGCACUGUGCUAUAUUCACAGAGUUGAAAAGGAAUGUUCAGUUGGAGAAAAAAUCAAGUCUAGAAUCCUUGUACUCAAAGCAGCUGAUGAUAGUGCAUCGCAGUACAUGAACUUUAUGAAUGUCACCUUCACAGCACAGAAACAGAACAUUCCUAUUGAUGCAUGUAUCCUUGAUAAGGAUUCUAGUCUCUUACAGCAGGCUUGUGAUAUUACAGGGGGAAAAUAUCUCAAAGUCCUUACAACAACAGGACUACUACAAUACCUACUGUGGGUGUAUCUACCUUCUCCUAGCCUUAGAGAGAGCCUAGUCUUACCACCAGCCAUCCAUGUUGAUUAUAGGGCAGCAUGUUUCUGCCAUCGAACUCUAAUUGAUGUUGGUUAUGUUUGUUCUGUCUGCCUUUCCAUUUUCUGCACCUAUAGUCCCAUCUGUUCAACAUGCCAUACGGCCUUUAAGAUCAAGGGUGCUCCUUCCAAGAUGAAGAGGAAAAAGAAAUCAUCUGCUGUAACUUCUAUAACAUGAAAUGAACAUGGGGGAUCCAUGGAAUACAUGAGUAACAUUUCAGAAGAGCAAUAUACCGUAUUCAAAUGCACAGGAGUGGGUACUGGUCAACUGGAGACUAAUACGUAUGAAAGAGACUCAGAGAGGGAGCCUUUUGUAGGACAACAACAUCUUUGAAUUUGGAAUUUGUAUAGUGAAGAGAAUGACCAAGAAGACAUAAAUUUCUUUGUGCAGAGGAUUUGCUCAAUUUCUUGCAACGGAUGUAUUUGUCAUCCAAGAAAAAUGUCUAUUGAUUCUGGACUACUGUGAAACAUUUGAGUACACAUACUUUGUAUUGGCCAAAAAUGCUGGAUAAUAAUGAUGGAGUCAGAUGGACAGUUGUUGCCCUGCUACUAGAUGGAGGAACAGAAAACUCAUUCUUAUUAUUGUUUUACAAGUUUGUGGAAACAUAUGGCUCUCAAAAUCAGUUAUUCAUUUGACUCUUACAGUAAAUUAAAUCUUUGUUAAUAUAGUAAAUGGAAUAAUGUU